This is a messenger RNA of Apodemus sylvaticus (European woodmouse), 1361 nucleotides long. It is a transcript of the gene Mpdu1, whose product is annotated as mannose-P-dolichol utilization defect 1. The transcript has 7 exons. The record is from RefSeq and is a predicted model, not a curated record. Lineage: Eukaryota; Metazoa; Chordata; Mammalia; Rodentia; Muridae. The coding region runs from base 80 to 859 and encodes 259 amino acids. Gene Ontology annotation, biological process: oligosaccharide biosynthetic process.
CCCGCACCGCGCCGGAAAGGGAAGUGUCCGCCGCGGAACGAGGCGGAGUGUGCGCGGCGCGCAUGCGCGGCGCAGGUCAAUGGCGGGGUUAUCCCGCCUGGCGGAAGCUAGCUUUCCAACAUGGCGCGGGAGGCUGACGGACCGUUCAAAGGGCUACUGGUGCCGAUGCUUUUACCUGAGAAAUGCUAUGAUCAGUUCUUCGUCCAAUGGGACUUGCUUCAUGUUCCCUGCCUCAAGAUUCUCCUCAGCAAGGGCCUUGGGCUGGGCAUCGUGGCCGGGUCACUUCUUGCUGCCCCAGAUAUUUAAACUCUUGGGAGCCAAGAGUGCAGAAGGACUGAGUCUCCAAUCGGUGAUGCUGGAGCUCGUGGCUCUGACUGGAACUGUGGUCUACAGCAUCGCCAACAGCUUCCCCUUCAGCUCUUGGGGCGAAGCGCUGUUCCUGGCACUCCAGACAGUUACCAUCUGCUUCCUGGUCAUGCACUACAGAGGAGAGACCGUGAAAGGAGUCGCUUUCCUUGCCUGCUAUGCCAUGGUCCUGCUGAUGCUGCUUUCCCCACUCACGCCUCUGGCUGUAGUCACCCUGCUCCAGGCCUCCAAUGUACCUGCUGUGGUGGUGGGGAAGUUGCUCCAGGCAGCCACUAACUACCGCAAUGGACACACGGGCCAGCUCUCAGCCAUUACAGUGUUUAUGCUGUUUGGGGGCUCUUUGGCCCGAAUCUUCACUUCUGUUCAGGAAACUGGAGACCCCCUCAUGGCUGGUGUCUUUGUGGUCUCUUCUCUCUGCAAUGGCAUCAUUGCUGCCCAGGUUCUCUUCUACUGGAAUGCAAAGGCUUCCCACAAACAGAAAAAGGAGCAAUAGAGUUGAGCUAGCUUCUAGAUUAUUCUAGUUCCACUCAUGCACUCAACUUCAGAGUCCUCCCCACAUGACCUGAUCUGCUUGCGCGAUUUAGCCAUCCUCCAUCCCUCCUCUCACUGCAACCUCCUGAGCCGGGGUGUGGGAAUCGUCAGGCCUGUCUAGGUCCUGUGUUCUCACAUCACCAGCUGGCUGGGAGCCCUCCUCUUGAGCAGCUGUUUUCUUACUGGAGCAGAUGAUUUUGCUCUGUCCACUUACCUUCCUUUUGGACCAAGGACAGAGCCUAGGUAAAUGUGGUUGGAAGCUGGUGGCUGCUUCCCUCUGCUGCCCCAGUUGGAUGGUCUAUUGGACCCUAGUACUGGGGGAGGGAGAAUGACUCAGAUAAGGGCCUCAGGGUUGGGUGGGGAGGUUCCUGCUGUGGCAGGUCCUGGCGGAAGGGUGUGUUAAGGCACUGGUUGCUGCUGUAGGGAGAGAAUACAGGUGGGACAAUAAAGACUCAGAAACACGG